CUUGCGGCCGCUCAACGAACCUCGGCUCCAUGCUCUAUCAAUAAAUUCUCACGCUGUGCCGCGAGGUGGGGGGAAUCCGUAAAUACCGAAAAAACUGUGUGAUUUCAAUUCGGUCGAUUCUGAUCAUUGUCUUUUCCUAUGACAAAUUAAUGAAAGGGGUCGUUGUUACGAGGAACGUAAUUGUUCUCAAUUCGCGAUUUAAGUCUGUAAAUUGAAUAUUUGGGUGAAACUCGUAGUGAUCAAUUCGUUUCCAUUAGCUGGGAAUAUCAGCUGGUGUCUCGCCAAUUGCAUGCAAUGAUGCACAUGGUAUGCGUGUACAUUGUCCACGUACGUCAGUGUGUACAUAUAAUCGCGCAAGGUGAAGCAGUGAGUCACAGUGGUUUUGGAAGCGUAAUUAAUGGACGACGUUGACACUGUCUCGUCGAGGUUUGCAGCACAUGCGACACACUGCAUACAUAUAUAAAUACAUUAAACUUGCGACAGAAGCAGUCAUAUAUAUAGGUAUAUCACAAUGGAUACUCUCCAGGGUCGCUUUCGACACGAUUCAAUGUUAUGCCUAAGCUGUCGUCAAAGCAGAGAAACGAUUGGCAGGCGGUUAAAUUUAUCAGAGUACAAAAUUGAGGGAGACAUUUCGCGCCUGGACUGCACAACCUGUGGCAAGUUUAUCGCGAUCAAGACCGUGGAUGAUGUAAUUAAUCUCGACGGUGUUAUUGACAGCGAUUGCGAUGAUACUUGGUUGGAGGCUAAAACACGAAAGGAAAAAAUCGUCUACUACGCAUUGUCUCAGAUUAUUUACUUAGAGCGUGAUUCACCAAAGGAAGAAAAAUAUGAAUCGGUCUUUGCUUAUGCUGACGAAUCUGACUUAGUUAUGCUUAGAUGGAAAAACGGUACGGCGAUCGGAUUUUUUACGCUCAAGCAAAAAGGUACUAAAAUAUUCCCUGAAAGUGAAGUGGAGUACGCGAUGCCAGUGCUAGAUACGGCCUACAUACGUUCAGAAUGUAGAGGUAAUGGAAUCGGCACUGAAAUCAUAACUAAAAUAACGCAAAUGUUUCCAAACGAAGACAUUGGCUUUUCACGUCCGAUAUCGGAUGGAAUGUCUAAAGUCUUGGCGAGAUUUUUGACGAAAAGCAAAGAAUUUCGUUUGAAAUUUUGGGAAAUUGUAGACGGCGGUAACGAGGGAAACAAAAAAUUGGUAUGGUAUGGGUUGCAAAAUAAAAGAAAAAGUUAAUUAUAUCGAUUUUA
Molecule: messenger RNA, 1242 nt
Organism: Neodiprion fabricii
Lineage: Eukaryota; Metazoa; Arthropoda; Insecta; Hymenoptera; Diprionidae
Product: protein FAM169B-like
Exons: 6
Coding region: 512-1228 (238 amino acids)
Molecular function (GO): acyltransferase activity, transferring groups other than amino-acyl groups
Source: RefSeq, a predicted model, not a curated record